UUGGGAGCUGUUCUCACUUGGAUCACCAAUUUAGUCACAAAACAAAGAUGAUGUUUGGGGAACGUCUGUUUGGAAAACAGAAUUUAAAAGCAAACUACCACCUUCUACAUUCUCAAGGCUGUGAAAAAAUUGUAACAAAAAAUGGCGUUCCUCCUGAACUGAAGUCUCAGGAUCAAAAGCCACAUCUUCCAUCCAGACAUGUACAGGAACAUCCCUUUACAGAUUAUCCAGGCCCAGACUGCUUCCUUUCACACAGCAGUUCUCCAAAUGAGUCCUACACAGAUCGACUCAACCCUUUAACUGCACGAACUGACACAAUGCCAAAGCAACCUCCUAGCUGCUUAAGUGAAACAAAUGGAGAAAACAAUAGUCAUUCAGAAGAUCUUGAUGUAAAACCAGGGAGCCAAACUAGUAGUCAAGCAUCAAGUAAGGGGAGCCCAAAGAAGAGGAAGAGCAGCUCCUCAGAUGAAGACUGUUCUCACAAGUCUUUGGCAUCAAGAGAAGCUACCAUUGGUUCAAAGGCAAUGGUAUUCAUUUCUGAAACUGAAGAUACAGAAUCAUUUAAUAAUCACAAAUCAAAACAUAACGGUUUAGGCUUUAAAGAUACAAAGAACCAAGAAGACGGCUCUGUGAAUGAAAGUAGAGCUGAUAAGAGUGAUGUAGACAAAUGCAGUGUCAAGUUAUUAGAAUUGGCACAGGAAGAACCACAGAGAAAUAGUAGACUGAAGAAAAUACCAAUAACAAUAAAAGAAAAGGAACAAAGCCUUUCUGAUCACAGUAGCACACAGGACGAAGAUGAUUCAGACCAAACUGAUAGCAACAAAAAAGUAACCAGUGAGAGAGAUGGAGAAAUGUCAAAUCAAGAUAUUACUAGAUGUUCCUCUGUAGAGGGUGAUCAUAUCUCUGGAUCAAGCCCUUCAUCCUCGGAUUCUUCUGAGAAUGCGUCCUCAGAAUGGCAUGGUGGUGAGGACAAUAUUAAGGUAUGCAAGUCCAAACAAGACAAUGCAAACGAUCGUGAGGAUAGUGACUCAGAGGACAUUAUAGUCUCACCGCAGGACAGGCCUAAAAUAAUACAUGUUAUCCCAGAGCGUGUGGUAAGACAUCAGGACAGUAACAGUAAAAAGACAUCCUCAGAUGAUGAAGACCCUGAUGAUUCGCAUAAUGGCGAUGAUAUAGAGCAUGUUCUUGCACCUCCAGCACAAACACAGAGGUAA
Boleophthalmus pectinirostris (great blue-spotted mudskipper) is the source of this 1214-nucleotide messenger RNA. RefSeq names its product dentin sialophosphoprotein-like. The transcript has 6 exons. Bases 48 to 1214 code for a protein of 388 amino acids. The record is from RefSeq and is a predicted model, not a curated record. Lineage: Eukaryota; Metazoa; Chordata; Actinopteri; Gobiiformes; Gobiidae.